AUGAACGCUCUCCUCUCCCAAUUCACCUUGCUCUCCAACCAAGCUUGUCAAGACAAAAACUUUGAUCCCUCCUCUAUUGAUAACCUAAUGAAACUCUUCGAGAUAGAAGCAUGUAAGUCAUGGGCAGCAAUGGAACUUGAACAAGAAAAAGAAGUCAAACAAGCUGAAGUAGCUUUGCAACAAGCUGAGGAUUAUCUUGAUUCAGUGAUGGAAAAUGCCAAGGAUGAAUAUAGGAGGUUUGAAGUGAAAAUGGAACGCAUGGCAAGGGAAUGA
Messenger RNA from Dovyalis caffra, 273 nucleotides. Lineage: Eukaryota; Viridiplantae; Streptophyta; Magnoliopsida; Malpighiales; Salicaceae. The record is from the annotation of a GenBank genome assembly.